GCGGGCCUCCCAACGGUCGGAAUUAUGGAUUUUGUAAGUGUCCUCCCCCUGUCGCUGCUUGCAUGAAUUUCGUUCAUUGGCGUCUUCCCUCUCGCACAGUGUGUCUCUGCUCGCCGCGAUUGCGACAACGGUUCUGUGUCGGCAAACCUGACGUUGAUGGCGGACCUGUACCGCAGGCUGCCUUUGCUUCUGCUCGUCGCUCUGCCGCUGCUCAUCGUUGUCGUCUUCCACAUCUGUUUCCUCGGUCGCGUUCCUGGAAGGAAACAGACGCGUCGAACGCCGAAGAGGUCGACGAAGAUGGAUAAGCUUCAGACAAAGACGACGAUGUCGGUGGGAGGUGGGGGGUCCUCGCGUCAGCGUUGCAACAAUACGAAAGGCGGCAGGCGGUCGUACGACCCGACGCUGUACAGCCACCUGCGGUCCCACGAGAUUCCAUUGCCUCCGAUUGACGACGACGUCGACGACCCCAGAUCCUCAACGGUUCCUCUGGGCAGCGGCUCGAUGCAGGAUUGGAUGGGGAGCCAGGUGUACAGACACGCAUCGACGCCGACGUACACUGAUUUGCUGGAGGGCCAGACCCCCGCUGGUUACGACGCUGGACUUGUCGAUCUGAGCUUCGGUCUGAGGUCUGGGAGUGGCGAGGGCCUGACGCACACUGUUGUCGUGAACUCGGCUUCUGCCUCCAAACACACAUCGCCUUCCGUGAGGGCGGCUGGCCCUGCGGAUAGYCGUGGAUUCGUUCUGCUGAGGCGGGUGGCUUUGAGUACAGCAAGUGUGGCGGCGUCGAGGACGAAGACAAUUGGAUUGGCAGGCUGCCGAAUGACGACGCCAGGCGGUGCAAUCGAGGGAGAAGGGGAUGAUAAUGAGCGCGACGCCGCAGAGGUCGUCGGUCGUCAGUUUUGGGAUGAUGAACRACAACGAUUGCGUUCCACGAACACGGCCAGCAUAACGAUAGGGGUGGCGAGAAUCAGUGUGGGGGCCGAAGACGAAUUUGAGGACUGCGCUGGUGGAGGGGGCGAGGAGAUCGCUGCGGACGACGGCGGUGAUGACAACGACGAAGACGACGACGGCGAGAUGGAGAUUCGUCCAGUAGGGAGGAAGCGCGGAGGGUCGAUGGCGAGAACCAAGGUUAGAGAAUCGCGCACGGGGCGGAAAGGCAAGAAGUGCAGCGAAGAAUCGUUGGCAGGCGACGGAACAAAAAGCAGGGAUUUUUGGACAGUGGAGCAUAUGAUCGCUCUUAUCAGAGCCAAAAGAGACCAGGAUUCGCAUCUGGCCGGCCUGGGGCACAACUACAGAUGGAUGAAGACAAAGACAUGGAAGUGGGAGGACGUGGAGAAGAGGCUGGUGCAGAUGGGGGUGACGAGUAGGAAGGCCGUCGACUGCGGAAAGAAAUGGGACAACCUGUACCAGCAGUUCAAAUCCGGGCGGGCAGUAGUGGACGGCCUGGCCUGUCCAUGGUGUGCUGCGAGACCGCGCACUGUACCAAAGGGCAUUCCGGGAGGCAUUCCGUACCGCUGGCAUUCUAUCGCGACGGGUCCAAAGGCACCGUCUGUGCAUGGUAUCGUCGUCGCAGGCGUAGUCAUCUGUUUGUCAYGCUACGAUCGGCGAGUUUGGGCUCCGCGGGCAUCCACGUCCUCCURCAUCCACGUCAGCCAAGCGGCGUGCCAUCGGACUGGUCCUUCGUCCACACCAGUGAAGCGCCGCAUCAUCAACGUUGUCCGUCGGCAAGGUGCCCRUCAUCGACCUCCCCCCGCUCCUUCAUUCCCGUCGUCCACGUGGUCCUUCGUCCACGUYAGCCAAGCGCCGCARCUUUUUGCAUUCGGCACGCACUUCUUUGUGGACGACAUGGCACCGUGCGGCGCUUCAGGGAAGGCGAAAAGAAACAGCGGAUCGGGCGACGGUGGGGAGACCCAAAAAGGCAGAGGGCACAUACCGAAGUCGAAAAGGCCGCGCUUCGAUGACGACAGCUCCGAACAUAGUGGGGAUUUGCACRGCGAGGAAGAGUCGAUGGUGGAUGCACAAGGGGCGGACGUCAUGAAGCAAUUGGGGUUUGGGCGGGACGGGGUGUCGAGGGAUCAGCUGGCCACUCCGAAGCAAUGUUUGGUCGGUGGUGUCGCCGUCUCGUUGGCACGAACCCCGAAGUCGGCAGGGAUUGUCAUGACGGACGCGCGCGUGGCGAGACAAGUUCCGCCAAAGGUCGGGCAGGUGGCGCCACGUCAGCCAAUCCCAGCGCUACAGGCGGGGACUUCAGGGGUGGAAAAAACACCGUCCGCGCAAAAGGUCGACACGACGGCGGGCGGUGGUCGGACGGCGGUGGCGGAUAACACCACUGGGAGCGGAGUCGUGGAGGGUGCGGGAGAGGGGAGGGUCGAUGACGUCCGCCUUGAUGAUGGGAGGAAGGAUGCCAGGGGGGGGGGCGAUGAUGACGACGACCGUCCGGUUUCGGCGAUGGUGAAGAAAGGGGUUAAAGAGGAUGAUCUCGAAGAGAGGUCGAAGUUGUGGAUCGACUGCGACGCAUUCUGGGGUCAGGGACCGGGGAAGCCAUUGAGGGAGGCGUUCGGUGGUGUCGUGACAUCGACAGUCGUCAUCUUCAUGCGCGUGUUGUUUUAGUGUGCGGUGACAGUACAAGGCAGGUGGAGCUUUAUUGUGUCAGCAAUCC
Molecule: messenger RNA, 2659 nt
Organism: Chara braunii
Lineage: Eukaryota; Viridiplantae; Streptophyta; Charophyceae; Charales; Characeae
Source: the annotation of a GenBank genome assembly